AUGAAGAUUAUCUACGAGAUCCUCCAGGUGCGAAAAAUGGAGGAGUGCUUGAGCGCGGGGAUCGGGCAUCUCUCAGACGCCAAAAUAGACGUUUACGUCCAGAAUUUGGGCCCCAGCCACAAGAGUGACGGUGACGAGGAUGGCGAGUCUGCUGGGGUACCGGCAAUCAUCGAAGUUCUUGAGCGCGUCGAAGAUGAGAGACUCAACUUUGAAGGCGGCCACGACCGCGCAUUCAACGCUACGCCCCCACAUCACGCAGACUCAAUCUCGCAACCAGUGCUCAGGACACCCGUCACCACAGAGAUAAGUAAUUCCCACGAUGUCUCGGUCUUCGACUACGCCAGCCAUAACCCUAGCCUAACGGCCACACCGGACCAAAAACGCACCACAGUAGGCCACUACGACGCCUGGUCAACGCCCACCUCUGGGCAGAACAUCUUCAGCCCGGUCGACCACAGCGCUCCACCCAGCGGUCAGGGCCUCCUCCCACCGUCAAUGUUCCCCACAUGCCCAUGA
Messenger RNA from Penicillium diatomitis, 516 nucleotides. RefSeq lists its product as uncharacterized. The transcript has 3 exons. NCBI's taxonomy places the organism in Eukaryota, Fungi, Ascomycota, Eurotiomycetes, Eurotiales, Aspergillaceae. Bases 1 to 516 code for a protein of 171 amino acids. The record is from RefSeq and is a predicted model, not a curated record.